Molecule: messenger RNA, 742 nt
Organism: Antrostomus carolinensis (chuck-will's-widow)
Lineage: Eukaryota; Metazoa; Chordata; Aves; Caprimulgiformes; Caprimulgidae
Gene: CETN3
Product: centrin 3
Exons: 3
Coding region: 5-349 (114 amino acids)
Cellular component (GO): myosin II complex
Molecular function (GO): calcium ion binding
Source: RefSeq, a predicted model, not a curated record
GGCAAUGAGAGCCUUGGGUUUUGAUGUGAAAAAAGCUGAUGUACUGAAAAUACUUAAAGAUUACGAUCGGGAAUCGACAGGCAAGAUCACCUUUGAAGAUUUUAAUGAAGUUGUGACAGACUGGAUAUUGGACAGAGACCCACAAGAAGAAAUACUCAAGGCAUUCAAAUUGUUUGAUGAUGACGACUCUGGUAAAAUCAGUCUGAGAAACCUGCGCCGAGUUGCCAGAGAACUGGGUGAAAAUAUGUCUGAUGAGGAACUGCGGGCUAUGAUUGAAGAAUUUGAUAAGGAUGGAGAUGGAGAAAUCAAUCAAGAAGAGUUCAUUGCUAUUAUGACUGGAGAUAUUUAGCAUCAGAAGAAAAGACAUGAACUCAGCAGAAAAGGAAGGAAUCAUUGGCAGUUGCCAUUACGAUGUCUUUUUACUUUCAUUCACUUCUGUAGCUGGAGUGAUGCAGAAAAUAACUUUCAUCACAGGACCAAAAUAAAGAGAGGUUAUAUGCACUGAUAGUUCAGUAUUUUGGGUCAUUAAAUAUUAUCACUAGAAUAAUUGAUAAUGUCAUUUUAGAACAAGCAAGUAACGCGUUUCAGAAUGUCCGAGUACUCGUUUGUAAAAUAGCUUUCUAUAGGAUUUCUAAAUUGUAUCAUAUUAUAAGAAACUUUUGAGGUUGACCUUGUGUUAGCAUUAGCUGUGGCCUUAGUUUUGAUACAUAAGGUUUCCAUUUUAAUAAAAUUUCCUUUACUA